CUGGGUGAGCCCCGGCCCCAUGGCGCUGCAGGCGCUGCAGAGCUCGGGGGUGGCCUUCCGCAAGAUCCUGUCUCACUUCCCCGAGGAGCUGAGCCUGGCUUUCGCCUACGGCUCGGGGGUGUACCGCCAGGCGGGGCCCAGCUCAGACCAGAAGCUUAUCAAAUACGGAGUUAUUAGCACCAGCGUUUUGAUCGAAGAUCUCCUCAACUGGAAGAACCUAUACAUUGCUGGUCGACUCCAAAAACCAGUGAGUGAAGAUCGUGGCGAUGAAUGAGGAUGUGGCUCUGCGCUCAGCCCUGGAUCAAAACCUGAAGAGCGCUGUGACCGCGGCCUUCCUCAU
Molecule: messenger RNA, 340 nt
Organism: Odocoileus virginianus texanus
Lineage: Eukaryota; Metazoa; Chordata; Mammalia; Artiodactyla; Cervidae
Source: RefSeq, a predicted model, not a curated record